CUCGCCGAUCUCCCGCCGCAAAGAGUCAAAUCAUGCCUUCCAAUUGGUAUUUGUGGUGCGCUUGCACUAAGGUUGCGUCUGGCGGUCAAGUCGUUGACGAUGAUGGUUCCUUCAGACCCACUCGACUGCCAAUCUUCCAAUGACGAAAUUGGGACAUGAUAAAUCCGAUGCCUCCGCGGAUUGCAUUUGUAAACAUGGGAAUUACUCAUAUCGGCUAAUACUGUCUCUAUCAUGGCCUCCUUUACUUCCUUGUUUUCUUGGGCUUUCUCUUUCUACUCUCUGCCUCUCACUGUCUCUCCUUUCCAAGCUCCGUAUACCCUUCCUUGUUCUACUCCUUUCGUUUUAAGCCUCGAGCGAUCGUGCUUGCUUCUUCCGGCAAUUCAGCAGCAAUAUGUGGGGAACCAACAUCACGAGGUCCCAGACGGGGGAUAACAUCAGGAGAAACCCAUGGCAUAACGAGGCCGAUAAUCCUCAAGAUCUGACAGAAGGGAUAGCCGAAUCACCGGGCGGAAGCUUUAGCAGCAGCGAUAUUGGCGAGGCUAGCGAUGUGGGCGGCACCUGGGGCGAGAGAGAUGUCGGCCAUCCCAGCAGGCGGAUAGCUCUGGAGGAGUUCGAGGCGCUGAGGGAAACCCUCACAUCCAUAUCACGAACGCGGUCGCACGUGGAACCUGAACGACGGGACGGUCUUUUCAGAACACUCAGUCGGAAGAGUACGCGCAAGAGUGUUCCUCCUCGGGCAUCCUUUACAUUACCCGAUGGUAGUGUGGACGAGGAGCCAGGGGAUAUCGAAGCGGCUGAUGCUGAGAAAGAGGACGACUUCGAGCUGGGAGAAUUCAUGAAGGAGGGCCACUUCGAGAAGCGCAAAGGUGGGCAGUCGGCGAAGAAGGUGGGAGUAGUCUGGAAGAACCUCACCGUCAGGGGCGUUGGUUCGACUGCCACUUUCGUCAAGACACUUCCGGAGGCGAUCAUGGGAACCUUUGGUCCCGACCUAUACCGAAUCGUUUCGAGCUUCAUACCUGCGUUAAAGCUCGGUCGCCAUUCGCAGACACGGACGUUGAUCAACGACUUCUCGGGGGUUGUCAAGGACGGCGAGAUGAUGCUCGUUCUAGGACGACCAGGAUCUGGAUGCUCAACCUUCCUGAAAGCGAUUGCCAACAAUCGGGAGAGCUACGCGUCAGUCGAAGGCCAAGUCUCUUAUGGUGGCAUCCCAGCAGGCAAACAAAAGAAGCGGUUCAGGGGCGAAGUCAACUACAACCCGGAAGAUGACAUACAUUUCGCAAACCUGAACGUGUGGCAGACGCUCUACUUUGCGCUUAUGAAUAAGACGAAGAAGAAUGAUAGGGGCAAUAUCCCAGUCAUCCUAGAGGCGCUGCUCAAGAUCUUUGGUAUAUCUCACACGAAACACACCCUUGUAGGCGACGAGUUUGUUCGUGGUGUCAGCGGCGGAGAACGCAAGCGAGUCUCUAUUGCGGAGACGCUCGCAACGAAGAGCACCGUAGUGUGCUGGGACAACUCCACCCGUGGUCUGGAUGCUUCGACUGCUCUCGACUACGCACGGUCACUACGCAUUAUGACAGAUAUUAGCAAUCGAACAACAUUCGUGACACUCUAUCAGGCUGGCGAAGGCAUCUACGAGCUCAUGGACAAAGUCAUGGUAAUCGAUGCCGGGCGUUGCAUCUUCGAAGGACCUGCGAACGAGGCGAAGCGGUACUUCAUCGACCUAGGUUUCCGCUGUCCCGAGAGGCAAACGACUGCCGAUUUCCUCACUGCCAUCACCGAUCCAGCUGAAAGACAGUUCAGGGAAGGCUACGAGGCCAGCACCCCGAAGACGUCUGAAGAGCUUGAGGCAGCUUUCAGAAGCUCUGAGAACUACAAACGAGUGCUUCGCGAGAUUGAUCAAUACGAGGAGGACCUCGAAAGAAGCAAUUACAUCGAUGCGAAAGAGUUCGAAGGUGCCGUUCGGGAGAGCAAGAGUAGGACCGUCUCGAAGAAGUCGCCCUUCACAAUCAGCUUCUUUCGUCAGGUGUGGGCAUGCACGCAGCGUGAGUUCUGGCUAACGUGGGGCGACAAGACUACGUUGACCACCAAGUUCUUCAUUAUCAUCAGCAAUGGUUUUAUUGUUGGUAGUCUCUUCUAUGGAGAGUCUCUGGAUACAUCCGGCGCGUUUAGCAGAGGUGGAGCUCUGUUCUUCUCCAUCUUGUUCUUGGGCUGGCUUCAGCUAUCCGAGCUGAUGAGAGCGGUUUCCGGCCGCGCCGUCGUCAAGCGUCACGAAGAUUAUGCGUUUUACCGUCCGUCGGCCGUCAGUCUUGCGAGGGUGGUUCAGGAUUUCCCUCUUCUUCUGGCUCAGGUCGUCCCAUUCUGCGUGAUAAUGUACUUCAUGACGGAGCUUGAUAUCGACGCCUCAAAGUUCUGGACCUACCUCCUCAUCGUCUACACCACGACGAUAUGCGUCACUUCGCUCUAUCGAAUGUUCGCGGCGCUGUCACCGACCAUCGAUGACGCAGUCCGCUUUUCAGGUCUCGCACUCAAUUUGCUAAUCGUCUACACCGGAUACGUCAUCCCAAAACCGCAGCUGAUCUCAGAGUACAUAUGGUUUGGGUGGCUCUAUUGGGUAAACCCGGUUUCGUAUGCUUUCGAAGGUGCGCUUGCAAAUGAGUUCUCGGACCGAACCAUGGAGUGCUCUCCAUCCCAGCUCGUACCCCAAGGACCCGGCGUGGAUCCAGCCUACCAAGGUUGCAGCUUGACCGGCGCACAGCCAAAUUCACGAACUGUGACCGGGGCCGCGUACAUUCAGACUAGUUUCAACUACAUGAGAAGCAAUUUGUGGAGAAACUGGGCAGUGGUGAUCGCGUUCGCGGUACUCUACAUACUCGCCACUGUCUUCGCGACAGAGGUCUUCUCUUUCGCUGCCAGUGGUGGCGGAGCGUUGGUCUUCAAGAGGUCAAAGCGAGCGAAGAAGGCUGUCAAGGAUGUGCCUGCCGACGAAGAGAAGGGUGGUGUUGCGGACAGCCCAGGUGGAAGCACGUCGAGCAGCGGAGACGGUAUUGCCGCGAAAGAAGAAGAACAGGCACUGGAAUCAAUCUCAAGCAGCGAAAGCGUAUUCACCUGGAAGGAUGUUGAGUACACCGUUCCGUAUCAAGGCGGCGAGCGCAAGCUUCUGAACAAGGUCAAUGGAUACGCCAAACCCGGGGUUAUGGUGGCGUUAGUUGGUGCCUCUGGCGCCGGCAAGACCACACUUUUGAACACGCUUUCGCAGCGCCAAAGCAUGGGUGUCGUAUCUGGGGAGAUGCUCGUCGAUGGUAACACACUCGGACGGGACUUCCAGAGAGGUACUGGCUUUUGUGAGCAAAUGGAUCUUCACGACGGUACGGCGACGAUUCGGGAAGCACUGGAGUUCUCAGCGAUCUUGCGUCAGGAUCGUAAUAUACCCCGGAAGGAGAAGCUCGAUUACGUGGAUAAGAUUAUCGAUCUCCUUGAACUACACGAUAUCCAAGACGCGCUCGUUUCGAGCCUAGGUGUCGAGCAGAAGAAGCGCCUUACCAUAGGUGUCGAACUCGCUGCAAAGCCAUCACUCCUCCUCUUCCUCGAUGAACCAACUAGUGGCCUCGACAGCAACUCCGCCUAUUCUAUCGUCCGGUUCCUCAAGAAGCUGGCUGCAGCAGGUCAAGCUAUCGUCUGUACCAUCCAUCAACCGUCCUCCGUCCUCAUCCAGCAAUUCGACAUGAUCCUAGCACUCAACCCAGGCGGUAAUACCUUCUACUUCGGCCCGGUAGGUGACAAUGGGGAAGACGUAAUCAAGUACUUCGCCGACCGCGGUGUGCAAUGCCCGCCCAACAAGAACGUCGCCGAAUUCAUCCUCGAGACGGCCGCGAAGCCCGUAAAGCGGAAAGACGGCACGCGCAUCAAUUGGAACGACGAAUGGGCGAAGUCCUCAAACAACAGCGAGCUGCUCAAGGAAAUCGAACGCAUCAAAACCGACCGAAGCAAAUCAGCCUCCCAGACUCCAAAGCAAGAGGAAUACGAAUUCGCCGCCCCAAUCUGGCUCCAAACCACCAUGCUUACCAAACGCGUCUUCACACAGUACUGGCGCGACCCUUCCUAUCUCUACGGCAAGCUCUUUGUCGCCAUUAUCGUCGGAAUAUUCAACGGCUUCACCUUCUACCAGCUUGGAUCCUCUAUCAUCGACAUGCAGAACCGCAUGUUCACGUCCUUCCUUAUCCUGCUUAUUCCGCCCACCAUCGUCAACGCAGUUGUGCCCAAGUUCUACUCCAAUAUGGCUCUUUGGAAAGCACGCGAGCUGCCCAGCCGCAUAUAUGGGUUCUUUGCGUUCACGACAGCCCAGGUUGUUGCCGAGAUCCCGACUGCAGUUGUUAGCUCAGUGCUGUAUUGGUUGGUGUGGUAUUAUCCGACGGGACUGCCCACGGAGAGCAAUACGGCGGGUUAUGUGUUCCUGAUGACUAUGCUAUUUUACCUCUUCAUCUCGUCUUGGGGGCAGUGGAUUUGCGCUUUCGCGCCUAGCUUUACGGUGAUCUCCAACGUUCUGCCGUUUUUCUUCGUCAUGUUCGGCCUGUUCAACGGCGUCGUCAGACCCUAUGCUGAGAUGCCCGCCUUCUGGAGGUACUUCAUCUACUACGUGAACCCUUCCACGUACUGGAUCGGUGGCGUCCUCGCAGCCACUCUACACAACAUCCCGGUCCAAUGCACGCCUAGCGAGACAGCAAUCUUCAACGCUCUAUCCGGACAGACAUGCUCCUCGUACGCCAGCACUUUUCUCGCUUCCGCGCCCGGAUACUUGCUCAACCCGGAUGAUAGCACAGGAUGCAUGUACUGCCCCUACACCUCCGGCGACGACUACCUCGCAACUCUCAACAUCAAAGCGAGUGAUAAGUGGAGGGAUUUCGGCAUCUUUCUCGCUUUCUGCAUGAGCAAUUGGGCGCUGGUGUAUUUCUUUAUCUGGAGCGUGAGGAUCAAAGGGUGGAGCUUUGGCUUUGGCGCACUGGCGAAGGGUGUUAGAAGAGGAGCGAAGAGUCUGAAGUGGAAGGGGAAAAAGGGUGACCGUCGAGAGAUGUGAGGGACCACGGAGGCUGCGAUACACACCCUAUCACGUCUUAGACUCCAACUGCAGAAAGCUCCUCCUGGAGGCAUUCACAAGAUAACGACCUUAGACACGCUAGGAUUCGAGACCGCCGGGAAUGUACCUGGAAACGCGGCUAUGGCUAGCGACACCACUAGUAGCGUAGUCUCUACCCUACCAUUAAUGAAGUUACCUUCCUUU
Messenger RNA from Trematosphaeria pertusa, 5275 nucleotides. RefSeq lists its product as uncharacterized. Gene Ontology annotation, biological process: transmembrane transport. Lineage: Eukaryota; Fungi; Ascomycota; Dothideomycetes; Pleosporales; Trematosphaeriaceae. The record is from RefSeq and is a predicted model, not a curated record. The transcript is spliced from 3 exons. Gene Ontology annotation, molecular function: ABC-type transporter activity; ATP hydrolysis activity; ATP binding. Gene Ontology annotation, cellular component: membrane. The coding region runs from base 392 to 5071 and encodes 1559 amino acids.